This is a messenger RNA of Rhipicephalus sanguineus (brown dog tick), 3036 nucleotides long. Its product is annotated as annulin. The record is from RefSeq and is a predicted model, not a curated record. Gene Ontology annotation, biological process: peptide cross-linking. The transcript is spliced from 16 exons. Gene Ontology annotation, molecular function: protein-glutamine gamma-glutamyltransferase activity. Lineage: Eukaryota; Metazoa; Arthropoda; Arachnida; Ixodida; Ixodidae. The coding region runs from base 241 to 2445 and encodes 734 amino acids.
CUAGUUCGCCGCCGUCUGCGCGCAGAGCUGCAGGCCACUCCUCGACGCCCGUUCGCGAAGACCAGUCGCCGCCCACCGGAGCGCCCUGCAAGGUGCAUACCGCUGUUCGCAUUCGCGUCCUCUCCGAAAGACGGCAAAGGAGCCGUCGCAAAGAAGGGACAGAUUUGUUUUUUUAUAUUCUUCCGCGUGCUGGAAAGCUUGCAUAUUCUUCGCAUCGGAGAGAACAUCUAGACUUUUAAGAUGGGGGAUGUAAGCAGCCGACUUCAAGGCAACGAGGACGAUGAGCAACCCGGAAGCCCAAACGAGGUCGUCAAGGUGCGCAACGUAGACAUGUACGUGACGUACAACGCGGAGAACCACUUCACGAGAGGAUUCUCCCGGACUAAAUCACAAAAACCGGCCCCCGUGAUUCGACGGGGGCAGUCCUUCACAAUGGUGAUCAACUUGAACAGACCCUUCAACCCGGAGACCGACUCGCUGUCCCUCUUUUUUGGUAUUGAAGGUGAGAAUCGUACAACCUACACGAAGGGUACGGUCGCCAUGGUUCCAGUGGAUUUCAGGAGUGCUGAGGCUUUAUCGUCUGGCAACUGGAGUGCCGUUGUGAGGAAAUCAGAGGAAAAGGCCCUGCUUAUCGAGGUUAUGACGCCGGCAACUUGCAUCGUUGGAUCGUGGAUCAUGGAUGUCGACACCAAGAUGCGGAACGUCGUGGAAUCCGUGGGCGCCCGUUACACCUACCCGGACCCUAUCUACAUUCUCUUCAACCCGUGGUGCAAAGAUGACCUCGUAUACAUGGAGAGCCCCGAAGGGAGAUUUGAGUACGUGCUUGCUCACAGCGGCAUCAUCUGGCGUGGAACAAGCAAACAGAUGAAGCCAAGCCCCUGGAAGUACGGACAUUUCGAAGAGAAUGUCUUGGACUGCUGCCUCUAUCUGCUGAGAAACGUCGGCAACCUUCCAUUGCAAGCCUGUGCAGAUCCUGUGCUCGUCGCUCGCCACAUCUCCGCCGCCGUGAACUCAUCAGACGACCAGGGUGUGCUCACAGGAAAUUGGACCUCAAACUACUCUGGCGGCGUCCCACCGGUCUCCUGGACUGGCAGCCACCCGAUCCUCCAGCAGUACUAUAAGACUAAAAGGCCUGUCAAAUUCGGACAGUGCUGGGUCUUUGCCGGUGUCACUACCGCUGUUUGCCGGGCGCUGGGCAUACCGGCGAGGACAGUGACCACCUACCACUCAGCUCACGACACUCAGGGUAGCGCGACAGUGGACCAGUUCUACGACGAAAAUGGCAAACCCGUGGACAAACUCAAUACUGACUCUGUCUGGAACUUUCACGUAUGGAACGAGGCCUGGAUGAGGCGACUAGAUCUUGGAAAAGGUGAAUACGACGGAUGGCAGGUCAUCGAUGCCACACCGCAGGAAAUGUCCGGAGGCAUUUUCACCUGUGGACCUGCAAGUGUGAAGGCCAUAAAGGCUGGGGAGCUUAAUAAGCCAUACGACGGCACUUUCGUGUUUUCCGAAGUGAACGCCGAUCAGAUUUACUGGCGCUACGACAGCCCCAGGAAACCGCUCAAGAUGCUCAGGAAGAACACCGAUCUGGUCGGUUUGUUAGUAAGCACCAAAGCUGUGGGCCGCUGGGAGAGGGAAGACAUUACCCUGGACUACAAGUUCGCGGAAGGUUCCCAAGACGAAAGGGACAUCGUUCUGAAGGCUCUGAGAGAAAACAACCAUGCGUACGCUCGGUUCUACCUGAACGACUCUAUGGACGACGUGCAAUUUCUUAUCGAUCCUAUCAAGGAAGUGCUCGUCGGAUCCUCCAUAGUGAUCCGGGCUAAAGCUAUCAACAAAAGUCCGUCUAGGGCCUACCAAUGCAAGAUCGCUGUCCGAAUUGAGACGGUUACCUACACUGGAACGACCAAGAGGGCGCUCAAGCACCAGAAUUUUCCUAUCAACCUAAGGCCAAACGGCGAGGAGAUGCUUUCCCUGACGGUGCACUAUAAAGACUACGAAAGAGAUGUCAGCGACCAGGCCACCUUUAAGGUUACCAUGAUGGCGAGUAUUCCGGAAGUCAAGUACGACUACAUUGCUCAAGAGGACUUCAUGCUCACCAUGCCCGAAAUCGAUAUCAAGGCGUACGGUGCGUGUUUCGUGGGACAGCGUCAGAAGUUUACGGCAAGCUUCCAGAACCCUCUGCCGGGCAGGCUUACCAGGUGCUUCUUCGCCAUCGAGGGACCGGGCCUGAGCCGACCGUACUACCUUGCACUGCGAGAACCAGUGCAGGCGAGGAGCGAAGCCUGGGUGGAGUUCGCACUUACUCCCGCCACGACGGGACCAAGGUCCAUCGCGGCCAAGUUCAUAUCGCAGCAGCUGAACGACGUCGAGGGCUUCCUGGAGGUCAACGUCCAGGGCGAAGAAGCCGCCAGUCCGACAAUAACGAACGCCGUCGAAUAGAUGAUCGCUGUUCGGUCACGCUGCGUGCCGAGUGGCUUUCAAACCUGGCAGAUUCUGAUGUUCGGCUUCCCGACUCUAACUGGCGACAGCGGAAUAUGGUGCGUGUCCGCCUGUGCCCCGUUCACGCAGGAGGCACACUCAGUGGCCGAGUUAUGGAAGUGAGAGGGGGGAAAAAGAAAAAAAAGCACAUUCCUCCAUUUCUAUCCUUCCUAUUCCCACAAAUAUCGGCAUAGUUUUGCAACUGGUCUGCUUGAUUAUCUUCGUUCCGGUCAUAGAUAUAUAUAUAUUUUUUCGCACCUCUGUAUUUUGGCCGUAUGGGGUAGAUGUCGCCUGAUGUGUAAGCGCUAUUUCUAUUUCUUUCGCACAACCGCGUGCAGUGUUGCGCGGUACAUUUGCAUGAACGCACUAAAAAAUUUACUGCCGGCACGAGUCUGUAAAGUUUUCACGAGGGUUGCAUUGGCGGGGAUAGAAAGAAAGGGAUUACAUCAAGGUAAUAAAAUGUGAAACUGCUUCGCGACUUGGUCCCACUGUAGUGAUGUGAUGGUUGUCUGAGUUUUGAGAGAGGCCAAUAAAGCAAUGUGUGAAUCUGCA